CAGAUCUCCAUACCAGACCACAGGGUACUCUGGGCUCUGUGUGUCUGUCACAGGAGCCAAAGAGGGUGGGAGGGCGUUCUCCAACUCAUAGACUACCAGUUCCUGUCAUCUUUCAUCUUUCCCUGUGUUUUUCCUUAUCUCCUGUCUUAUUGUUACUCUAUAUCUUACUCAUUUACUCUUUUUAUGUCCCUAAACAUUUUUGCUUCACUCUGGGUCUAACUUAUCAAGGACGGUUUGAGUAAAUAUGGUCAGCAUCAGUUUGCAGCACACUGAAAAACAUCAGCACAACUGGAAUUAAAUUGUCCAAACUGACAACUGGAGGAGCUUUCACCUUUCAUUUCUCAAAGGCUCUCGAGCUGCACCCUCCUUCCUCUUCUACAACCACCAGCGUUUCGCUCCUGAAGGCUGUGCACCCCUCCAUGCUGACGGAGAGAGUCCCUGUUGGCCUGAUGUCCUCAGUUGUAGCCCCAGAAAAGCCCACCUCCAACACCAUGGGCCCCAAAGAGGUGGAGCUGAUCCUGGUGAAGGAGCAGAAUGGGGUUCAGUUCACCUCGACCACCUUAGUGGCUCCAACCCCUACUCAGACCCACCCCAGUGGGGAGGAGGAGAGGGAGACCUGGGGGAAGAAAAUCGACUUCCUCCUGUCUGUGAUCGGGUUCGCCGUGGACCUCGCCAAUGUCUGGAGAUUCCCCUACCUUUGCUAUAAGAAUGGAGGAGGUGCAUUCCUGGUGCCAUACCUGUUCUUCAUGGUGAUAGCAGGCAUGCCUCUCUUCUACAUGGAGCUGGCUCUGGGACAGUAUAACAGAGAGGGGGCAGCAGGGGUCUGGAAGAUCUGCCCCAUAUUUAAAGGCGUAGGCUUUACAGUGAUCCUCAUUUCCCUCUACGUUGGUUUCUACUAUAAUGUCAUCAUCUCCUGGGCACUGUUCUACCUCUUCUCCUCGUUUACCAGCGAGCUACCGUGGGUCCACUGCAACAACACUUGGAACAGUCCUAACUGCUCUGACUGGGCUGACAACAGCUCAGUCAGUGACAUUUACAAGUCCACCCCUGCUCAGGAGUACUUUGAGCGAGGGGUGCUCCACAUCCAGGACAGUAAUGGUAUCAAUGAUCUGGGCCGUCCACGCUGGCAGUUGACUUCCUGUCUAGCUGUAGUCAUUGUUCUUCUCUACUUCAGUCUGUGGAAGGGAGUCAAGACCUCUGGCAAGGUUGUGUGGAUCACAGCCACAAUGCCCUAUGUGGUCUUGACUGUGCUGUUGCUCCGCGGAGUCACUCUGCCCGGAGCCAUCGAUGGCAUUAAGGCCUACCUCUCUGUGGACUUCCUGAGACUCUGUGACCCCAAGGUCUGGAUAGAGGCAGCGACACAGAUCUGUUUCUCUCUGGGAGUGGGGUUUGGUGUGCUAAUUGCCUUUUCCAGCUACAACAAAUUCAGCAACAACUGUUACAGAGACGCCAUCAUCACCACCUCCAUCAACUCUUUGACCAGUUUCUUCUCCGGCUUUGUGGUCUUCUCCUUCCUUGGGUACAUGUCCUACAAGCACAACGUAGCCCUGGACAAAGUUGCCAGAGAUGGUGCUGGUUUGGUGUUUGUUAUUUACCCAGAAGCCAUUGCAACAUUACCUGGGUCAUCAGUGUGGGCGGUUAUCUUCUUCAUCAUGCUGUUGACACUGGGCAUUGACAGUGCGAUGGGUGGGAUGGAGUCUGUGAUCACAGGGCUGAUUGAUGAGUUUAAAUUCCUCCACAAGCACAGAGAGCUGUUCACUCUCUUCAUUGUUGUUUCCACCUUCCUCAUAUCCCUCUUCUGUGUUACAAAUGGAGGGAUGUAUGUGUUCACUCUGCUGGACCACUUUGCAGCAGGAACAUCGAUUCUCUUUGGAGUGCUUAUUGAAGCCAUCGGCAUCGCAUGGUUUUAUGGAGUAGACCGAUUCAGUGAUGACAUUGAGGAGAUGAUUGGCCAGCGACCAGGACUGUACUGGAGGCUGUGCUGGAAGUUUGUCAGCCCUUGCUUCCUCCUGUUCAUGGUGGUAGUGAGCUUUGCCACAUUCAACCCUCCAAAUUAUGGCACCUACAUGUUUCCUCCAUGGGCUAACAUGGUGGGGUGGUGUCUCGCCAUUUCCUCAAUGUCCAUGGUGCCUCUCUACGCCAUCUACAAACUCUGCACGCUGCCGGGAAAGUUUUGUGAUAGACUGGCUUAUGCCAUCACCCCAGAGACAGAGCAUCAUUUGGUAGACAAUGGGGAAGUUCGGCAGUUCACACUGCAUCACUGGUUGGUGGUCUGAAAAAUACAGAGAGAGAAUGAAAGAGUGAGAGAGAGAGAAUGAGAGUAUGGACAUUGGGUGUAUGAAUGGAUGCACAGCAAAGGCCUGAAGAGCUAAGAAGAAAGUAAAAGCCAUUUAAAAAGAUCACAAUGGUGGUGGUGGUGGUGGUGGGAGCAAUUUAAAAGUGCCGACAAAAAUAGAAAUUGUAGUGUUCUUUAAUUUCAACAGUGGAUGUGUGAAGCUGUGCAUUGACCCUCUCCACCACUGUGUUGACACUGCUGAAUGGAAUUCAGUCAAACAGGAAAUGUGGUGUUCAGGCUGCUUCCACCAUAAAUAAAUGAAAAAAAAACUCUUCUUGAAGGAAUACCGUGCAAGUUGUUAAGCUGUUAGUUAUUUUUACUUUGCACUUGCACUUGUUACAGUGUGAGAAAUGUUCUUGGAAUUACUUACAUUACCCCCUCAAGAGAAUGAAAAGAGAACAUAUGAGAGGAUCAGUGGUUUACUUUACAUUAUGUCAAGUGCAUAGUGGGACAUAAUUAAUAAUUAAAGUGGCAUGGUAUUUCUUUGAGGCAAGAUGCACAUUAAAACGAUUAAAUUGCAGUAUUUUCUUUAUGUACAUGGGGUGAAGAUGAUGAUUGAGUUACACACAUCUGGAAGAGAUAAUUUCCAAAAUGCAGGAUCUGCUGUUGGAAAUCAAUUUUUCUUUUUUUAAAUAAUUUGUAUUUGUUCUAUAUGUUCUCCGUCAAUUAUCUUCCUUUUUCAAUUUGUUAUUCUGGAUCAAAACGCCACGAUUUUGUAGCCGUCAGGCAUGUAAUGAAUGCCACAGGUUUUACUGUAUCCAAGUCCAUGUCUUGUUUAUAAUAUUUAUUUAUUUACUUGCUCUUCUUCUUAAGGACUGUUAAUACACACAUUUUUUUUGCAGACUUUGAGAAAAUUACACCUACUUGUGUUUACAUGAGAACAAUUUACAGGAAAGAACAGUUUGUACAUCAAUAGAAAAUCAUAUCAUUUGAAUAAACUAAAACUAUGUCUGAUUAAGCACUGGGGGGGGGGGGUCUUCAUAAAAAAAAAUGACUCAUCCUUUAUAAAUCAAUAGGAUUGAUUGUCUGAAAAUAGAAGUCACUUCCUCUUACCUUGCUCUUGUUAGAUGGACUAACCAAAAAACAGUUGGUUUAUAGUAACACUGUCAUUCCAUCACAUGGGUGAAUAUAUUCUAAAACAAUACUAAAACUGAACCUGUAUAUAAUCAGACUUAAUUAGUUUUAAACAGGUGCCUCAAAGCCCUAAUACUUGAACACUCCUAAACUUAUCAACUUCCUAAUUAUUGUCACCGACACACUGACAAGAACCACAUCAUCAGCCACACCGCUGAUCUAAUCAACCAAAGACUAAAAUAAACUCACACAUUCAGAUAUCGCUCACGUGAGAAUAUUUUGCCAAGGGAUUUUUUUUCUUUUAAUCAAUAGACCACUUGAUUGUUAACUUCAUCGUCCCAGGUCAAUCUCUCUUCUCGGUUACCACAAAUCACUUUUCAUUUGUCAAAUUAUAGAUUAGUUGUGUGUUUGUCCCCCCCCCGCCAAAGAUUCAGGUGGUGAUUUGAAAGCUAUGACUGUCACAUUUCCAGAAAGCAUAAAGCUUUAAUUUUACCGUUUACAGAAUCUUAUUCAGUGUUUCAAGACUGUUUAAAAAGCUGCUUUUUAUUGAACUGCAAACAAAUAGAGUGUAAUGAAAUAUAUGAAGUAAUUUAAGUUAUAUAUCUGUGUAAGUAAAUGUAAUGUAGAGGGGCUUGUAUUGUAUUGUACUGUAUGAUAUUGAAUAACAAGACCAACAAGAUUAUAUAUGUAUAUAUAUAUAUGGAUUAUUGCUUUGUUACUGUGAAGUUGAUACAUAUUAGCCUUAAGGAUCUUUAUGAGAAUUACAUGUAAAAUCCAUAUAAACUUUCUUCUCAUGAACUCUUUCUGUUUAUUCAGAAACCAUACAUCAUUUUUCAGACUGGUCAGCAAUGACUUGUUUUCACCUUGUGGUACAUGUAACACACUGAAGGGUUUAUUAUGUCCCAAAUUGUAUGCCUGUGCUGCUGUACUGUGCCUUGUGGUGUUUCUGACUGUAUGACUUUGUUUUGUACUGUCAAAUAAAGUAUAAUUAAUUAAAUUA
Messenger RNA from Dicentrarchus labrax (European seabass), 4409 nucleotides. It is a transcript of the gene slc6a3, whose product is annotated as solute carrier family 6 member 3. Bases 420 to 2276 code for a protein of 618 amino acids. The record is from RefSeq and is a predicted model, not a curated record. Lineage: Eukaryota; Metazoa; Chordata; Actinopteri; Moronidae. The transcript is spliced from 16 exons. Gene Ontology annotation, biological process: dopamine uptake involved in synaptic transmission; sodium ion transmembrane transport. Gene Ontology annotation, cellular component: presynaptic membrane; neuronal cell body membrane; neuron projection. Gene Ontology annotation, molecular function: norepinephrine:sodium symporter activity; dopamine:sodium symporter activity.